CUUUGGCUGCCAAUCACACACACAAACAAAAACAACAACGAUGAGCGAGCUGUGCGAGGUUGGCAGUGCACAAAAGUGCUUUGGUGGGGUGUUGAAGCAGUUCUCGCAUCACAGCGAGGUCCUCCACUGCACCAUGACCUUCUCCAUCUACUUCCCCAAGCAGGCAACAAAGGAGUCAGUGCCGGUGCUGUACUACCUGUCAGACAUUGGCUGCGAUCACCUGACAGCAGCAAAAGAGACUGGCGCACAGCGGUUCUGCACAGAGCACGGCAUCGCCAUGGUGUUUCCAGAUACUGGACCCAGAAACACACCCAUGCACGAUGAGGGCUCAAAUCAACAGCUGCUUGAAGGCGCCACGUUCGUGGCCAAUGCCACCCACGAGGACUGGUCCAUGCACUUCAACAUGUUUUCCUAUCUGACGGAAGAGCUCCCUGCCCUCAUUGAAUCGAGCUUUGAUGUCACAUCUGCCAAGAGCAUCAUGGGCCACGGCAUGGGUGGACACGGUGCGCUCGUGUGUGCACUGAAGCGGCCCGAACUCUACGCCAGCGUGUCUGCUCUGGCUCCCAUCUGUAACCCCAGCGACGUGGCAGUCGGCAAGCGCGUGUUUGCGCAAUACUUUGGUGAAGAUGACAAGGCCGCGUGGCACCAGUGGGAUCCCGUGCAUCUAGUGCAGGGCUACAUCGGACCCGAAUUGCCAAUCCUCAUCGACCAGGGCUCGGAUGAUCUAUUCUACAAAACCAAGCAGCUGAGGCCCGAUGCGCUCGUCCGGGCCAGCGCAACAAACCCGCUCAUCUCGGUGGUGUUGCGGGUGCAGGAUGGGUAUGAGCACAGCCACUUUUUUGUGCAGACGUUUAUGGAUGAUCACAUUAUGCUUCACGCCAACACGCUGGUGCCGCCACCAGACGAUGACGACGACGGCGACGACGAAGACCAGGGUGACCGGGGCGAGGGUGGCAGUGAUUAGUCGUUGCAAGCUGGCAUGGACAGAAGCGUGCUCACGUGACAUGAUGUAAACGAUCCAGACAAGCA
Messenger RNA from Salpingoeca rosetta, 1029 nucleotides. RefSeq lists its product as uncharacterized. Gene Ontology annotation, biological process: formaldehyde catabolic process. The record is from RefSeq and is a predicted model, not a curated record. Bases 41 to 964 code for a protein of 307 amino acids. NCBI's taxonomy places the organism in Eukaryota, Choanoflagellata, Craspedida, Salpingoecidae. The transcript has 11 exons. Gene Ontology annotation, cellular component: cytosol. Gene Ontology annotation, molecular function: S-formylglutathione hydrolase activity.